AUGAGAGACAGGUACGGGGAGCUGAGAGAGACGGGUACGGGGAGGAGAGAGAGACGGGUUCGGGGAGGUGAGAGAGACGGGUACGGGGAGGUGAGAGAGACGGGUACGGCGAGGAGAGAGAGGCGAGUACGGGGAGGAGAGGGAGGCGAGUACGGGGAGAUGAGAGACAGGUACGGGGAGAUAAGCAUAACACACCGAGAUAGGCGAGUACAGGGAGAAGAGAGAGGUGAGUACGGGGAGGAGAGAUAUUCGAGUACUGGGAGAAGGGGUAGGCGAGUACGUGGAGGAGAGAAGGGCGAGUACGGGGAGGAGAGAGAAGGGCGAGUACUGGGAGAAGAUAAAGGCGAGUACAGGGAGGAGAGAGAGGUGAGUACGGGGAGGAGAGAGAUUCGAGUACUGGGAGAAGGGAUAGGCGAGUACGUGGAGGAGAGAAGGGCGAGUACGGGGAGGAAGGGUUGGCGAGUACGUGGAGAAGAGAAGGGCGAGUACGGGGAGGAGAGAGAUUCGAGUACUGGGAGAAGGGGUAGGCGAGUACGUGGAGAAGAGAAGGGCGAGUACGGGGAGGAGAGAGAUUCGAGUACUGGGAGAAGGGGUAGGCGAGUACGUGGAGGAGAGAAGGGCGAGUACGGGGAGGAGAGAGAUUCGAGUACUGGGAGAAGGGGUAGGCGAGUACGUGGAGAAGAGAAGGGCGAGUACGGGGAGGAGAGAGAUUCGAGUACUGGGAGAAGGGGUAGGCGAGUACGUGGAGAAGAGAAGGGCGAGUACGGGGAGGAGAGAGAUUCGAGUACUGGGAGAAGGGGUAGGCGAGUACGUGGAGGAGAGAAGGGCGAGUACGGGGAGGAGAGAGAUUCGAGUACUGGGAGAAGAUAA
Haliotis rufescens (red abalone) is the source of this 870-nucleotide messenger RNA. Its product is annotated as antho-RFamide neuropeptides-like. Bases 1 to 870 code for a protein of 289 amino acids. The record is from RefSeq and is a predicted model, not a curated record. NCBI's taxonomy places the organism in Eukaryota, Metazoa, Mollusca, Gastropoda, Lepetellida, Haliotidae. The transcript has 2 exons.